This is a messenger RNA of Castor canadensis (American beaver), 396 nucleotides long. It is a transcript of the gene Smim18, whose product is annotated as small integral membrane protein 18. The record is from RefSeq and is a predicted model, not a curated record. Lineage: Eukaryota; Metazoa; Chordata; Mammalia; Rodentia; Castoridae.
CUUAGCACUGAGAUUUGAGCGGACAAAUUCUAUAAUGUGUUUACAUAUAUUCAUUUUCUACUUUUUUAUAGAUUCUAAAGAGCUAUAUAAGAAGUGGAAUCACUAAGAAUGGCUUCUAGCCCUUGGAAUGAAACCACUACCUCUGUUUAUCAGUACCUUGGUUUUCAAGUUCAAAAAAUUUACCCUUUCCAUGAUAACUGGAACACUGCUUGUUUUGUUAUCCUACUUUUAUUUAUAUUUACUGUGGUAUCCUUAGUGGUGCUGGCUUUCCUUUAUGAAGUGCUUGACUGCUGCUGCUGUGUAAAAAACAAAACUGUGAAAGACCUGAAAAAUGAACCUAACCCUCUCAGAAGUAUGAUGGACAACAUUAGAAAACGUGACACCGAAGUGGUCUAG